Messenger RNA from Sycon ciliatum, 2122 nucleotides. RefSeq lists its product as uncharacterized. Gene Ontology annotation, molecular function: GTP binding. The transcript has a single exon. Lineage: Eukaryota; Metazoa; Porifera; Calcarea; Leucosolenida; Sycettidae. The record is from RefSeq and is a predicted model, not a curated record. Bases 140 to 1432 code for a protein of 430 amino acids.
UAGUGUAACAGUGCUGCACUCCCUGCGGCUGCGAUAGCUAUAUGAACAAUGCACAACAGUCUUCGCUCAACAGUGUGAAACCGCUACUUGAAUCGGACGAAGUACCUUUGCUGCAACUGCAGACAAAGUUGCGGACACCAUGGCCAAUUGCGAUAGCACCUAUGUGAGCCUGUAUGAAGACGGGCUGGACCCUAUGCCAGAUGAGCAGGCCGACCGUGUUGUUGUUAUUAUCGGGCGAACAGGAGCGGGAAAAUCCGCCAUGGCGAACGUGCUGGCAGGUAAAGAGAACCUUUUCCAUGAGUCUUCGGCAGGUAUGACCGAGCCGAGUGAAACGCCGACCGAGCUGGUUGCGGUUCAUUUCGGAGGUACUCGGUACGUACUGAAGAUUGUGGAUACCAUUGGCAUUGGUGACAAAAAGCUAAAGCCUGUUGAAGUCCUCAAUCAGCUUGCCCAUAUUGCGAGUAAAUGCACCGGAGGAAUAAAUCAAGUGCUGUUCGUCAUCCAAUCUCGCUUCACGAAAGAAGAGGAAGACGCCUUGAGGAGUGCCAUGUUUCAAGGUGAAGUAAUCCAAUAUACCAGUAUAAUCUGCACCAAAUGCGUCGAGUAUGAAGAUCCAGCGGAGGAGAUCAGGUUGAAGAAAUACUUGCAGGAGAUAUCGCCCGUCAUGGCGUCCGUUAAGAAAUUUCUCUUGGUAGACAAUCCUCCCACGACGAGGAAAAUAACCCGCGAAACAGCGAUGGACGACCGACUCCAAUCUCGGAAGCGAGUUCUCGGACAUCUCAUAAUGAACUGCAAAGAGAGAUAUUCACCAGACACGCUGCAGCGCAUACAAGAGAGAGUCAAGGACAAGAUUGACGAGGAAACGAAACUUGAACGGUUGCUAGAACCAACCAAGAAGGAGCAAGCGUCAUUGCAGAAGGAGCUGGCCAGCAUCCAACAGACCAUGGAUACCCAGAGGCAGACCAUGGAAACGCAGAAACCUCAGAUUAACAGGCAACUGAAAGAAAUGAAAGAUCAAGCGGCUCAAAACAUGAUCUCUGCGGAUCAGUUUGAAAGGCAGAACAAGGAGUAUUUGGGCCGGUUAGCAGCAAUGGAGGAGGCUAAACGCAGGGCAGAAAGUGAAGAAUCGCAAAUUAAACUGUUGCAAGAGCAGCUCUUAACCCAGAAAAAACAGCAGAUCGAGGUUAUGAAAGCCCAAUACCAUGCCCAAGUUCAAAUGCUGAAUGCUAGGAUCCAGCAACUGGAGCAGCACCGAACCCAGCAAGAGCAGCUCCGAACCCAGCAAGAGCAGCUCCUAACCCAGAAAAAACAGCAGAUCGAGGUUAUGAAAGCCCAACACCAUGCCGAAGUGCAAAUGCUGAAUGCUAGGAGCCAGCAACCGGAGAGUGCGAAGGAACUGGAAACUUUGAAGCGGGCGCGAGCUGACCUUUAAGCAUACAAACAGCGUCGGUGGUUCUAGAAGAUUUCUAACCUUUGAACUAAAAACUAAUAGUAAUAGGAACUGGACCAUGCUUCUGAGGAACGAUAAGCUAUGUGUGUAUUGGGUAUUUUCUAUUUUUUCGACGUCCUAUUAUCGAUUGUAUUCCGCAUGAAAAAUCUUUUCUGAAGUAACGUGAUCAGAGUGGUGUGUUCCUGUCAAGUUUUUCACCUCGCAGUUCGUAUAUAAUAAAUUAUGUACGUUACACUUUCUUCCAUCUGUUUUACUUUUUGUUUCACCUACUUGGUAUUCAUGUACAUGUAUGCAUUUUCUAAAGAUAAUGCAUAGUAGUACCCGCAUAAGAGCUUCAGUAGAAAUCAAGACGCAAAGUACACAUCCCUUGCUGAUUCCUAAGCACAUUCGCGAUCCAUUUCUUUAUAGUGUGCUGCAUCAGUGAAUAUUUCGAAUACAUCAGUUCUAGUGAGCUGCAGGUGGGGGCAAACGGGUUUGUCGAUACAGUUUUGUCUCAAAAUAUUUCCCCUUAAUAGUGAUGGUUAUAAUGUACUAGUAGUGCGAUGCAGUAUGCUGUUUUCAUCAUUUCAGUUCCCUUUCUAAAAAAAUCGAGUCACGUCUUGUUUUGAUGUUCACAAACUGGCAUAUUUAAAUCAACAGAAUUGACGAACGUUACAAACGUCGCAUACUGAA